AUGAAUCGACCGCGUUCCGUGUCCCGCCACCCCUCACUCAGGCCCAAAGACGAAAGCGUCUCGCCCACACGCUCCAGAUCCCGCCCCCCGUCUGCUGCCUCCUCUUACAGAGACUCUGACCGCCCCCGAUCGCGGCCUCGUGCGCCGCACGCUCACCGAAAUCGGGAGCAAGUCACCAGCGGCGGCGGCAGCAGCAGCAGCAGCAGCGGUCUCUCCAGGUCCGCCGGCGUGUUGGCUGGUAUUGGCAUUGCUGCGCUGGUCGCCCGCAGGCUCUGGCCCAAGAACAACGGCGCGGAUGAGAAGAAGGAUCGGAGCAGUGACGGCGGCCGCGGGGCAAAGGACCAGGCGGCGGCGCCGCGGGGCCGUGACGUCGAGCGCCGCGCCCAUCGCCCGGGGGGCAACGUGCCCAGCCGGGAGCAUGGCCAGGGGAGGAGGCUUGCGAUGAGGGCCGAGUAUCCUCCAGACUACCAUCUGCGAGAGCCCCGACGGAGAAGCAUGGAUCGUCGCAGUCGGGGUAGCCAAGAUGCUCAGAGUCAAAUGCAAUCGAGCUCGGGCUACGGUCGCAGGUAUAGUUAG
Messenger RNA from Beauveria bassiana ARSEF 2860, 576 nucleotides. RefSeq lists its product as uncharacterized. The record is from RefSeq and is a predicted model, not a curated record. The transcript has a single exon. Bases 1 to 576 code for a protein of 191 amino acids. NCBI's taxonomy places the organism in Eukaryota, Fungi, Ascomycota, Sordariomycetes, Hypocreales, Cordycipitaceae.